CUGUCUUCUGAGAAGAACAACCCAGCAAACUGAUGGGAGUUUGGUGCAGUUUAGACGGGCAGUCAGUGUGUGUGAGUGCGUGUGAGUGUGGGAGGAGAGAAAGAGUUAUAAUUUGGCAGUAAAGGCUGGGCUUGACUUACACACAGUAAUUAAUGCACCUUAAAGUGCCAACACCAGAGAAUUGUGCCAACCCAGACUAUUAGAUUUGGCUAGUUUGGGUUAAGUGAAAAGCGGAGAAAUAUGGACUGAGGAUUAACUAUUUCCUCUGUGGAUCCUUCAGUAGAGGUGACUGAGAUGAGGGCGAUCUGGAGAGUGCUGAGCAGAGAGCAACUGGCUCUGUUCCUUUACUGCGCUGUGCUACUGCUCAGGGCUGAGGUGGGGACGUUAGAGGCAAACAAAGAAUCAGACACGGUCUGCAUAUUCCAUGAUAAGAAAUAUCGGAUGGGAGAGAGAUGGCAUCCUUACCUGGAGCCUUACGGAUAUGUCUACUGCAUAAACUGCCUGUGCGCUGAGACCGGACACGUGAUCUGCACUCCCGUGAAAUGUCCAACUCUGCCCUGCUCCAGCCCAGUCACAGUCCCCCAGCAAUGCUGCCCUCGCUGCUCAGAAGAGCAUCAUAUCUCGACGGCUGUUAAGAUCAUUGGGAAAUCGUGUGAAUAUAACAGCACCACCUAUCAGCAUGGGGAGAUGUUUGGAGCUGACAGUCUCUUUCAGUCCAGGCAGAUUAACCAGUGUGCUCAGUGCAGUUGUUCGGAAGGCAACGUGUACUGCGGCUUGAAGACGUGCCCGAAACUGACCUGCUCAUUCCCAGUCUCCGUCUCAGACUCCUGUUGUCAGGUUUGCAGAGGGGAAGGUGACUCCUCAUGGGACCAAUCUGAUGGGGAAAUAUUUCGACCACCAGCCAACAGGGAGGCGAGGCACUCAUACCCGAAGACACAUGAAUCUCGAGGCCCCUCUGGAGAUCCUGUUGUUAGUACACCUCGGGUCCCGAGUUUAAGACCUCGAGUGCAGCUGCCCGACCCUCAACAGGGAUCUGGAACCAUUGUCCAGAUUGUGAUCAACAGCAAGCACAAGCACGGCAGAGUCUGUAUCUCUAAUGGAAAGACCUACUCAGACGGACAGUCCUGGCACCCGACACUGCGGCUCUUUGGGGUGAUGGAGUGCGUGCUGUGUACGUGCAAUGUGUCAAAGCAGGAGUGUAAGAAGAUCCACUGCCCCGAGACCUACCCCUGCAAAUACCCACAAAAACUAGAGGGGAAAUGCUGCAAGGUUUGCCCAGCACUAGAGGAGACUGGGUUUACCCGAGAUGAAGGGAAGGAUUUGAGCUGUGGAGAGGAAACGGUUCCGGUCUACGAAUCCUUCUCAGUCCAGGACACCGAGUCUCAAAAAUACAGCAAGAAAAUUGCUGUGAAGAUCGACAGCCUCCCCGAGGUGGAAGUCCACAUCUGGACACUAAUAAAAGGUGUUCUGUAUCACUUCCGCACGGAGAAAGUAUCGAGGAAAGACUUUGAGAAACAGAUCAACCACGGAACUUUUACACUGCUCACACAGACCACUCAAAGUCGGUGGAAGAUAUUCCGAGAGGGUGAAGCACAAAUCAGCCGAAUAUGCAAGAACAGAGAGUGUAAGACAGAGCUGGACGACUUGCUAAAGGUUCUACAGCUGAACAAAUCAGACAAGGGACACUGCUGAAAGAGAGAGAGGGAGGGGGAGAGAGAGCGAGGGAGAGGGGGAGGGAGGGCGGGGUGAAGGCAUGGGCGAACUUUGAAAUAAGAAGGGUCUGCCAAAUUAAAACCCUGGUCUGUAGCUGGCCUGCAGUGUGUGGCUCUGUUCAUAUUAAAGAGCUCCUCCAAAAUGCAACCUAAGCAAGGAGAAAAUUGGAAAGUCAACAAACAAAUUGGGGUUAUCUCUCUUUAUCACAAGUAUUAUAUGAGAAGGAAAACAGAAGCAAGCGGCUUUGGGGAGGACAAAGUGUGGAGGGUGAUCCCAGCAUGUAUUUAUUUAUAUUAUAUCAAAAGUACAUUUCUGACCUUAAUUUUCUUGAGUAUGUUUUUUUUAGCCAGUCAAUGUAUGUACAUUAAUAUCCAAAUCACUUCAUGUAUAUCCCUUGUCUGUGUUACGUUAAGUUUCCUCCUUUGAUCCAUAAACCUGCGGAAUAUGUUGACAAUAUCUUUGAAGGCAUUUGUACCUUAUUUAUGUACUGACACGGUAUUGUCUCGCUCAUCUUUACAAACUAAUAAAAGUAUAACCAGUCGUCAAAA
Messenger RNA from Callorhinchus milii (elephant shark), 2261 nucleotides. It is a transcript of the gene chrdl2, whose product is annotated as chordin-like 2. The transcript has 12 exons. NCBI's taxonomy places the organism in Eukaryota, Metazoa, Chordata, Chondrichthyes, Chimaeriformes, Callorhinchidae. Bases 295 to 1692 code for a protein of 465 amino acids. Gene Ontology annotation, molecular function: protein binding. The record is from RefSeq and is a predicted model, not a curated record.